GCCAAAAGAAGGUCGACCCUGCGUGAGGCCACGCCCCCAGAGGCCCCGAGGUUGGUUGCGCGGGCGCCGGGGAAGGAGACGCUGCCCUUCUGCAGCGAUGGGAUCCCGGCUCUGUGGAGGGACCCUCUGGUAUGUGCAUCCCUGUCUUUUCGGGACGUGGUCGGUGCCUGGGACCCAGCCAGCAACCAGUUGAAGACUUCUCCUUGGAAGCUCUUGGCCCCCAGGGCUCUUGCCCGGGGUGCUGGUCCUGCCAUGGCAUUCCGGAGGACGGAGGGCAUGUCCGUGAUCCAGGCCCUGGCCAUGACCGUGGCUGAGAUCCCUGUGUUCCUGUACACGACUUUUGGGCAGUCAGCAUUCUCCCAGCUGCGGUUGACGCCAGGCCUGCGGAAGGUCCUCUUUGCCACCGCCCUGGGGACCGUGGCCUUGGCCCUGGCUGCCCACCAGCUGAAGAGGCGACGGCGGAAGAAGAAGCAGGUCGGCCCCGAGAUGGGAGGCGAGCAUCUGGGCACGGUGCCCCUCCCUGUCCUCAUGGCCAGGAAGGUCCCGUCGGUGAAGAAAGGCUACUCCAGCCGGAGGGUACAGAGUCCCAGUAGCAAGAGCAACGACACCCUGAGUGGCAUCUCCUCCAUUGAGCCCAGCAAGCACUCAGGCUCCUCCCACAGCCUGGCCUCGACGGUGGCUGUGAACUCAUCUAGCCCCACGGCUGGGUGCUCCGGACCAUGGGACGCCAGAGGGAUGGAGGAGUCUGUGCCCACCGGCGAUGGCAAUGCUGAGAGCCUCUACAUGCAAGGCAUGGAGCUGUUCGAGGAGGCUCUGCAGAAAUGGGAGCAGGCGCUGAGCGUGGGGCAGCGGGGGGAUAGCGACAGCACCCCGACCCGGGGGGAUGGCCUCCGGAACCCCGAGACUGCUUCGGAGGCCCUGUCUGAGCCAGAGUCACAGCGAAGGGAGUUUGCGGAGAAGCUGGAGACCCUGCUGCGCCGAGCUUACCACCUGCAGGAGGAGUUUGGGUCCACCUUCCCGUCCGACAGCAUGCUGCUGGACCUUGAGCGGACCCUGAUGCUGCCCCUGACCGAGGGCUCGCUGCGCCUGCGGCCUGACGACGAGGACAGCCUGACUUCCGAGGAUUCCUUCUUCUCGGCCACCGAGCUCUUCGAGUCCCUUCAGGUCGGCGAUUACCCGCUCCCACUCUCCAGGCCCGCCGCUGCCUACGAGGAGGCCCUGCAGCUGGUGAAGGAGGGGAAAGUGCCCUGCCGGACCCUCAGGACAGAACUGCUGGGCUGCUACAGCGACCAGGACUUUCUGGCUAAGCUGCACUGCGUGCGGCAGGCCUUCGAGGGCCUUCUGGAAGACAAGACCCACCAGCUUUUCUUCGGGGAGGUCGGCCGGCAGAUGGUCACGGGCCUGAUGACCAAGGCUGAAAAGAGCCCCAAAGGCUUCCUGGAGAGCUACGAGGAGAUGCUGAGCUAUGCCCUGCGGCCGGAGACCUGGGCCACCACGCGGCUGGAGCUGGAGGGCCGAGGGGUGGUUUGCAUGAGCUUCUUUGACAUCGUGCUGGACUUCAUCCUCAUGGACGCCUUUGAAGACCUGGAGAACCCCCCAUCCUCGGUGCGCGUGCUGAGGAACCGCUGGCUGUCAGACAGCUUCAAGGAGACGGCGCUGGCCACUGCUUGCUGGUCGGUCCUGAAAGCCAAGAGGAGGCUGCUGAUGGUGCCUGAUGGCUUCAUCUCCCAUUUCUACUCCGUAUCGGAGCACGUUAGCCCUGUCCUAGCCUUUGGCUUCCUCGGACCCAAGCCUCAGCUCUCUGAAGUCUGUGCUUUCUUUAAGCACCAGAUCGUGCAGUACCUGAGGGACAUGUUCGACCUGGACAACGUGCGCUACACAUCGGUGCCAGCGCUGGCGGACGACAUCCUGCAGCUGUCCCGGCGCCGCAGCGAGAUCCUGCUCGGCUACCUGGGGGUGCCAGUGGCCGGCAGCCUCAGCCUGAACGGCGUACUGCCCCAAGAGAACGGGCCCCUGGAGGAGCUGCAGUGAUGGUGGUGCUGCGCUGGGCCUGGUUCACAUGGGUCACGGCAGAGAGAAGGCCCUUUGCGUUGGCACUGGAGGUCUGGCCAUGAGCUGUGGCGGAGCCCAGGCCGUGGUGGCCAAGGGCGCCGGCCCCUGACCUUGCCCCCACACCCACCCCCACCAUCUGGGGGAUCCCCGCCUGGAGGGCCAACCUCCUGCAGAAGGAUGAGCCCCAGAGGGUCCGCCUGCCUCCCCCGGCUGUUCCUGGGGGAAAGCGAGGCUGGCCCCGUGGCCAGUGGAGCCUGAGGGAGACGAAGGUGUUGUGAGGAGAACCGGGGUGGGGGGGGGGGACAGGCAGAGAUGGAAUGUCCUCGGUGUGGUCCCCAAGCCUCCCGCCACCCCAGGGCUGCUGCUGAGCGGGGCUGGGAGGUGGCAGGAAAGAUGGGGUGGCCGGGCCCCGUGGUAGGGCAGGCUGCGCCGGACAGCCUCAGAAUCUGGGCGUCCGGCUGACCCGUCCUGACAGCCCGCUGCCACCCUAGAGAGUUUGCAGCUCCAGAGCUGGACCGUGGGAGCCACAGAGUGUGGCUCGGGAGCAGCUUGCUGGGGCAGCAGGCCUGGACCGUGCAGAGGCGAGCCUGCUGUCCGUGCGCUCUCGUCUGGGCGGACUGGGCCCUUGACGAAGCCAAGCACUAAACCAGGACGCUGUCCCCUGACAUUCCCCAGCCCCGCCAAAGACGGUCAUUUCUCUUCCCACCUCUGCCACCACCAAAGACGGAGGAGGUGGGGCUGGCCCUCCUGUCCCCGCCGCCGCCCCACCGCGAGCCCAGAGCUCCCUGGCUGGUGCGGGGCCCUGAGCUGGAGGCUCUGACCAGGGGGUCAGCUCAGGCCCCAGGGGCCACGUCAGAGGGAGUCAGAGGUUGCAGGCAGCUGGACCAGCAUUAGGACAUGAAACCCACCUGGCACUUUGCUUUUGACUAGACGCACAAACGCUCUCAGGCCACGCAGGGACGGGGAGCCCGCCUCACGGCUGGUCCUGGCGAGGAAGGCUGGUCGGCAUUUGUCCCCGCCCCCGUCGCGGGGUCUCUGUCAGUCCUGCAGACUCACUUCUCUUACAGUGGUUUCUCCUGAGGUGGGAUGUUUUAUUUAUUGCCUUAACAUUUUCUUUUGAGGUCUGCCCCCUUUCCAGGCCGAAGGUCCUGGGCUGGGGCACAGGGAGGGGAUGGCAGAGGGCCCAUCAUCCCGGAGCCCUGCGCCCUCUGCCACGAGGUCCCUCCCGCCUCCCGACAGUAGGACCGCCACGGAUUAACCCUGAUUCUGGCUCCAAACGCACCUCCCAGAGGAGGUCGCUGCGCUGCCUGAGAGGGAGCAGCCUCCUGGGUGGGAAGGACCGGGCCCUCCUCCACCCUGACCUGCUGAUCGUGUGCGCUUCCCCGCUGAGAAUAACCGCGGGCCUGGGCCCCAGGCUGCUCUGAUCUGCUCCCGAGUCCCACAGAAGCUGCGUUUUCGUUUCGUCUUUGUUCACGCGUCCAUGCACUGUCUCUGGCACUUGAUUUGUCACGGCUUCUGACUUUUGUACCGAGAGCGGGUGCGCCGCAGCUCUGCGUCCAAUAAAUGACUCAGGAUGGUUUCCUUCCGCA
This is a messenger RNA of Sus scrofa (pig), 3641 nucleotides long. RefSeq names its product mitoguardin 2 (gene MIGA2). Gene Ontology annotation, biological process: mitochondrial fusion. NCBI's taxonomy places the organism in Eukaryota, Metazoa, Chordata, Mammalia, Artiodactyla, Suidae. The record is from RefSeq and is a predicted model, not a curated record.